This is a messenger RNA of Carassius auratus (goldfish), 1923 nucleotides long. RefSeq names its product rho GTPase-activating protein 15-like. The coding region runs from base 135 to 1532 and encodes 465 amino acids. Gene Ontology annotation, biological process: signal transduction; regulation of GTPase activity. The transcript has 14 exons. The record is from RefSeq and is a predicted model, not a curated record. Gene Ontology annotation, cellular component: cytoplasm. Lineage: Eukaryota; Metazoa; Chordata; Actinopteri; Cypriniformes; Cyprinidae.
CUUAUGCUUGCACAGUUUGGGUGUCCCAUGUGACUUGGUACACUUCCUCCAAACGACACUUUCUCUCUCUGUCUUUGCUGAAAAAGGUUUUGAGCAGUUUUUUUGGAUUACAACCGAGAACCAGUAUCACAGCGAUGCAGAAGCAGCCAGCAAUGGUGCUUCCUGGAGCCGUUCAGCUGAGGAUCAAGAACUCUCAAAGCAGCACUGGAGAGAGACUCAGCCAGACAAAGUCUAUGGUCCUACCAGAACCUGACACACUACAGAAACCUAUCAGCCGUCACCGGAGGAACCAGUCUCAGCAUAACGUUGAUGGUUCUGUUGGGCCGCAGACUAUUUUAAAAGGAGAAUAUUUGAACAAAGCCAAAAUUGCUGAAGGAGGAAAGAAAUUACGGAAAAACUGGACCUCAACCUGGGUUGUUCUUUGCUCCAAUCAACUAUUGUUCUAUAAAGAGAGCAAACAAGAAGUGGUGGCAAAUUUGAAACCAGGUGGUAAACCAGAUGGUGUGGAUCUGUGUGGGGCUGUAAUCGAGUGGACAACAGAGAAAUCCAGCCGAAAAAACGUGAUUCAGAUAACCACCUCGAAUGGGCAUGAGUUUUUGCUGCAGGCAGAUCACUUUCCAACCAUCUCUAAAUGGCAUGAUGCCAUCAAGAAAGCAGCGGAUAGUCUGUCGAGUGGAGCUGGAGGCCAGAGCUGUGGUAGAGCGGCCCUACACCGGUCCAACAGCAUAGAAUGCUUGUCCAGACCAACCUGUGAACCCACCAAACCUAAACCGAAAGAGACCAAAUCUGAACACAGACGCUCCAUCAUGUUCAAGCUGAAUUACAGCGCCUCAGACAGCGCCGACAAGAAUGGAGUUAAGAACAGACUGAAGAAGUUCAUCUCCAGACGGCCCUCCAUGAAAACGCUACAGGAGAAAGGCCUUAUUAAAGACCGAGUGUUCGGAUGUCACAUGCUGACCCUGUGCGAGAGAGAAAAGACCACAGUGCCAAAAUUUGUGAAGUUGUGUGUGGAGGAAGUAGAAAAACGAGGCCUGGAGGCUGAUGGGAUAUACAGGGUGAGUGGCAAUCUGGCCAUUAUCCAGAAACUACGCUUCCUAGUGGACCAAGAGGAGGAGCUUGACUUGGGCGACAGCCAAUGGGAGGACAUCCAUGUCAUCACCGGAGCGCUAAAGAUGUUUUUCCGUGAACUGCCAGAGCCCCUGUUUCCCUUUCGCUUUUUCGACUUGUUUGUGGAAGCCAUUAAAAUUAGGGAGCCCACACAGAAGAUUCAGGCCUUCAAGAAACUGAUCCAUCAACUCCCCAAACCCAACCACAACACCAUGAAACUACUCUUCCAGCACCUGAGGAGAGUCUUGAUGAACUCAAAGAAAAACUUAAUGUCGACUCAGGGCAUCAGCAUUGUGUUUGGACCGACUCUCAUGUGGCCCGAGCUUGAAUCCGGAAACAUGGAGGUCAAUAUGGUGUUUCAGAAUCAAAUAGUGGAAUCCAUUCUCAUUGAAUGUGUGGAGAUCUUUGGACCGGAGGCCAUGUGAAGUCACCCCAGAGGAUUCUGGAAAAAGACACUGAAGAAAAAAAAAAAGGAAACAAAUGAUGUGUGUGUGUGUGUGUGUGUGUGUGUGAAUGUGUGUUCCCUGCUUCUGAUUUUUUUUUUUUUUCAUAUUUGCUCCUUGAAAAAAAAAGGUUUGGAUAAAACAAGUCGCAUUUAUAAUUUAAUACAUAUAAUUAUAUUUUUGUAUAAUGCAAAUAUCGCAUUGUAUCAUACCUCAAAACAUCAAUGGCAAAAUUAAAAAGCUGUAUAUUUGUACUGAUAUACAUGUACAUGGUCGUUUGUGACAGGGAAAUUAACCCAAUUUUGGAAAUGGGUUUUGUACACUGAUAUUAUCUAAUGGAUAAUUUUAGUUUGAAAUAAAUUGGAUGUAAGCG